Betta splendens (Siamese fighting fish) is the source of this 4358-nucleotide messenger RNA. Its product is annotated as bone morphogenetic protein 1-like. Gene Ontology annotation, biological process: proteolysis. The record is from RefSeq and is a predicted model, not a curated record. NCBI's taxonomy places the organism in Eukaryota, Metazoa, Chordata, Actinopteri, Anabantiformes, Osphronemidae. The coding region runs from base 229 to 3213 and encodes 994 amino acids. The transcript has 19 exons. Gene Ontology annotation, molecular function: serine-type endopeptidase activity; metalloendopeptidase activity; zinc ion binding.
GCGUGCGUGCGUGCGUGUGUGUGUGUGUGCGUGCGUGCGUGCGUGCGUGGCUGCAGGUGGACGUGAACUCUGAGCUCCGCUCUCCCUCCGUCCUGCAUGUGAGUGAAUGACUGCCGCGGCAUGGAGACAUGACAAAGCGGCGCCGUGUUCGUAAAAUCCCGUCGCCGCAGUCGGUGAACUUUUUUUUCUCACCGCUCCGACGCCGCUUGACUCCGUCCCGGUCAGACAAUGGCAGCCUCCGCUGCGUUCUGGCUCCUGCUGUGCGGUCUGCGCGUCUCUCCGGCGGCUCGCUGGGAGGCUGUGGACGUCAGUUCGACCCACCUCGGUGAUGCAAUGGACUACAAGGAUCCCUGCAAAGCCGCUGCGUUUCUGGGAGACAUCGCUCUGGAUGAAGAUGAUCUGCGCAUGCUCGGACAGGCCCUCGGCCCUACAGGUGCUCGGCCCAUUGUCCAGAACAAUCAGACGGACUCAGUUAACGGCUCCGGUAGCGACGGAGCCGCGGUCGGGCGGCGUCUGCAGCGCGCGAGGAGAGCGGCCACCUCCAGGGCCGAGCGCGUGUGGCCCGACGGCGUCAUCCCCUACGUCAUCAGCGGCAACUUCAGUGGUGAGUUCUGCGGGGGCGUCGUUGCGUCCCGUUGGCGUUGCGGAGACCGUCAAAGUCCAAUCCAGAGUUUCCCCGCAGGCAGCCAGCGAGCCAUUUUCCGCCAGGCCAUGCGCCACUGGGAGAAACACACCUGUGUAACGUUCACCGAGAGGACGACGGAGGAAAGUUACAUCAUCUUCACCUACAGGCCCUGCGGGUGCUGCUCCUACGUGGGCCGGAGGGGCGGCGGCCCUCAGGCCAUCUCCAUCGGCAAGAACUGCGACAAGUUCGGCAUCGUGGUGCACGAACUGGGCCACGUCGUCGGCUUCUGGCACGAGCACACGCGCCCGGACCGCGACCGCCACGUGAGCAUCGUCCGGGACAACAUUCAGCCAGGGCAGGAGUACAACUUCCUGAAGAUGGAGCCGGGUGAGGUGGACUCGCUCGGGGAGGUCUACGACUUCGGCAGCAUCAUGCAUUACGCAAGAAACACGUUCUCCAGAGGACUCUUCCUGGACACCAUUUUGCCCCGCUAUGAUGUCAAUGGAGUCCGGCCACGUAUUGGACAGAGGUCAAGGCUCAGCAAAGGGGACAUCACACAAGCCCGCAAACUCUACAAAUGCGCAAAAUGCGGGGACAGCCUGCAGGAGAGCGCCGGGAACCUGUCCUCUCCCGGGUUCCCCAACGGCUACUCGGCAUACGCUCACUGUGUGUGGAGGAUUUCUGUCACUCCCGGCGAGAAGAUCGUGUUGAAUUUCACUGCGAUGGACCUCUUCAGGAGCCACUUGUGCUGGUACGACCACGUGGAGGUUCGAGAUGGGUUCUGGGGGAAAGCUCCCCUGAAAGGCCGCUUCUGCGGGGACGCGCUCCCCGGUCCGAUCGUGUCCACCGACAGUCAGCUGUGGAUCGAGUUCCGGAGCAGCAGCAGCUGGGUGGGCAAGGGCUUCUCCGCCGUCUACGAAGCCGUCUGCGGCGGCGAGGUGCGACGGGACAGCGGGCAGAUCCAGUCCCCCAAUUAUCCCGACGACUACCAGUCCAACAAGGAGUGCGUGUGGAGGAUCACGGUGGCGGAGGGAUUCGACGUGGGCUUGUCGUUCCAGUCGUUCGAGGUGGAGAAGCACGACAGCUGCGCCUACGACUACGUGGAGGUGCGGGACGGCGGCUCCGAGGACAGUCCGCUGCUCGGACGCUUCUGCGGCUACGACAAACCCGACGACGUCAGGAGCGGCUCCAACCAGCUGUGGCUGAAGUUCGCCUCCGACGGAACCGUCAACAAAGCUGGCUUUGCCGCCAACUUUUUCAAGGAGACAGACGAGUGCUCGGGGCCCGACAACGGCGGGUGCGAGCAGCGCUGCGUGAACACGCUGGGCAGCUACAGGUGCGCGUGCGAGCCGGGCUACGAGCUCACCGCCGACAGACACAGCUGCGAAGCAGCUGCCUGCGGCGGCAUCGUCACCAAGCUCAAUGGCUCCCUCACCACCCCCGGCUGGCCCAAAGAGUACCCGCCCAACAAGAACUGCGUGUGGCAGCUGGUGGCGCCCGUUCAGUACCGCAUCACGCUGGUGUUCGACGUGUUCGAGACAGAAGGCAAUGACGUGUGCAAAUACGAUUAUGUGGAGGUGCGCAGCGGUGUGAGCUCAGACGCAAAGCUUCAUGGGAAGUUUUGUGGGGCAGAGAAGCCUGAGGUCAUCACCUCCCAACAAAACAACAUGAGGAUUGAGUUCAAGUCUGACAACACGGUCUCCAGGAGGGGCUUCAAGGCUCAUUUCUUUUCUGAUAUCGACGAAUGCUCCAAGGACAACGGAGGCUGCCAGCACGAGUGUGUGAACACCUUCGGGAGCUACAGCUGCCAGUGCCGCAGCGGCUUCAUGCUGCAUGACAAUAAGCACGACUGUAAGGAAGCCGGAUGCGAUAUCGUAAUAAACAGUGUGUCGGGGGUGAUCCGCAGCCCCAACUGGCCUGACGCGUAUCCCAGUAAGAAGGCCUGCACCUGGUCCCUGUCCACCACCCCAGGUCAUCGAAUCAAACUUGUUUUCAACGAGAUCGACAUGGAGGCUCAUCUGGAAUGCGCCUACGACCACCUGGAGAUCUACGACGGCCAGGACGCCCGCGCCCCGACCCUGGGACGCGUCUGUGGCACCAAGAAGCCUCCUCCCGUCGUCUCCAGCGGCGACAGGCUGUUCCUGCGCUUCUUCUCCGACAACUCGGUGCAGAAGAAAGGCUUUGAAACUUCAUACCAAGCCGAAUGUGGAGGAAGCCUUAAAGCCGAGGUCAAGACAAAGGACCUGUACUCUCAUGCACAGUUCGGGGACAACAACUACCCCAGCGGCUCCGACUGCCUGUGGGUGGUCACCGCCGAGAAGGGCUACGGAGUGGAGGUCAUCUUCCAAGUGUUUGAGACGGAGGAGGAGGCGGACUGCGGGUACGACUACGUGGAGUUGUACGACGGCGCUGACAUCAAGUCUCCACGUCUGGGGAGAUACUGCGGAUCUGGGACGCCGGAGGAGGUGUACUCGGCCGGAGACGCCGUCCUCUUAAAGUUCCACUCGGACGACAGCGUCAAUAAAAAAGGCUUUCACGUGCGCUACACGAGCACAAAGUUCCAGGACACGCUGCACGCCAGCAAGUGACCGUCUCGCCCGGGCCCCAAACCUCAGUGGAGGCUCCGGCCCCAGCAUCUGGUCGGACACACCCGUUCCUGGGCGAGCGGCGAAUGCAUGGAGCGACACCGCAGGCUCCAACUCGCAUACUUUACAUUCACAUUUAAUUCUGCUGUGAGGCCGCGUGGAGACACGGCGCCUUUACUCCUCCUCAGCUUCACCCCGUGAGUCGAGUAAACCGAGUCACACCACCAGUAGUGAGCUGAUUACAUUGUAGCACUGUGAUAAGAUAGAAACUCUACAUAUUGGGAUGUACUGUAGUUCAUCAUGGCAGCAGUGUUUUUACUGUCUAGGGUUAAGAGCUUGAUCACUUCACGCAGUAUUUGGUGACAAUGGAAGAAAUUAGCAUCUACUCAACUUCUCUUUCUGUCUUUGCUGCUGUGGUGUUGAGUGAUGUCACAGGUGUUCCCUCACACCAGUUUUCCAUUUUCAGUAUUUUGCAAUAGGCUUCGCUGACGCGUGACCUUCUCCUUGUUGGCACGUUGCUCCAUUUCAGAAAACACAAAGGAGCCCCAGGAGUAAUGUAUCAAGCCUUCGCAUCAGGCUACAGUAGUGCAUGAUACAAACAAAGCAGGGACUCGCUGGUACAAAAGCGUUGCUUUACUUUAAUCCUGAGUGACGAGGAAAGGUGUUAACAUCUUCGGUUUGUUAAUAUGAUAUAAAGCCCACACUGUGGAACAGGUGUUCAAAAAUUGCCUUUAUUAAAUUGUUACCUGCGUAAUACUGUACGACAUUUAGCGCCUCAGACUCUGGUUCGACCAAAGUAAACAGCUGGAGCACAGUUAGCACAGAGUAGCCAUUAAAUCAUUUGGUCAGAGGUUGCUGUGAACGCAAACACAUUAGCAUCCUUAAGGUUCCUGAAUGCAUCGUCAUCAGAGAAUAUGACGAGUAAAACGUUAGAAUAAUAAACAAACACGAUCGCAUAUGAAUUUUAAGGAAGCAAGACAGAUCACUGAAUAUAAAAAGUAUGAUUGCAUAGUUCAACGAUGUCACCACAGUCACAACCAAAGAGAUUCACAGUCUUCACCGAAGCUCGGCUUCUCUGACAUGAGAUGUGUGGCAGUAGAUCCAGUCUACAGAGUGGCCUGUGCUACAAAAUAAAGGUCAGGCUCAGA